Penicillium nucicola is the source of this 978-nucleotide messenger RNA. RefSeq names its product PP2C family serine/threonine-protein phosphatase. Lineage: Eukaryota; Fungi; Ascomycota; Eurotiomycetes; Eurotiales; Aspergillaceae. The record is from RefSeq and is a predicted model, not a curated record. Bases 1 to 978 code for a protein of 325 amino acids. Gene Ontology annotation, molecular function: cation binding; protein serine/threonine phosphatase activity. The transcript has 5 exons. Gene Ontology annotation, biological process: protein dephosphorylation.
AUGGUCCUUGCGCAUAAAGCUGUGAGAGACCGAAUACUCCAGGAAAAGAGCAUUUCUAGCUCCGAUGCGGUUACCCUGUUUGAUGUAGGGUCUGGACAAGCACAAGGAAGUAGGCCGUUCCAGGAGGACCGAUGUGUGGUGGCUUUUCCGGACCAGUUUCCCUCGAAAGUAGAGGACAACGUUGCGUUUUUCGCAAUCUAUGAUGGCCAUGGAUCUGGGCUUGUUUCAGAUCAUGUCAGUCAGACCCUGCAUCAUAUAGUUGGUAAACGCCAGGAGUUCGAACGAGGAGACUGGGCGAUAGCCAUCAAGGCAGCACUCGAAGAAGAAGACAACAUUUUACUCGAAAGGUUCAAGCACGAAUCUGCCGAGCCUGCCCUAUCCGGGUCAACAGUGGCAAUUUGUUGCAUUAACCUCACGGUUGGAGAGCUGGUUGUGUCCAAUCUGGGUGACUCGCAUGUUAUCCUGGCGGAGCGAGAUCCCAAAACAGAGCACCCGUAUCACAUUCGACGUCUUACAGAGGCUCACAAGCCGGAGGUGCCGAGUGAAAAGGCUCGUAUCGAAGCAGCAGGCGGGACAGUUACCGUUAGGAGUGGAACGCCACGUCUUGGGGCAUUAAAUAUGUCCCGGGCAUUAGGCGACCUGCAGUACAAGAACCCGGUCAACACCUUUGACCCGGUCCCAGACCCCGCCUCUUCAGCCUCGAGCCGGUCGGAAUCACGGGGGAACUUCCUAUCCAAUGAUCCCUACACCUCCCGACGGACGUUGCACUCCGAUCGUCGAUACUUACUAGUGAUGGUAUCAGACGGGGUCAGCGACCAGGUGGACGACGCCAGUCUGGUGCAACACGUGAUGAAGUUGUCAAUGCGGGGGAAACCGGCCAGUGAGAUUGCAAAGGAGAUUGUCACCAAUAGCACAGCCCAUCAACAUAGUGACAAUGCCUCGUGCAUUGUGGCCAUGUUGGAUGGCCAAGGAUCAUGA